Molecule: messenger RNA, 2926 nt
Organism: Amblyraja radiata (thorny skate)
Lineage: Eukaryota; Metazoa; Chordata; Chondrichthyes; Rajiformes; Rajidae
Product: membrane-associated guanylate kinase, WW and PDZ domain-containing protein 1-like
Exons: 6
Biological process (GO): signal transduction
Cellular component (GO): cell-cell junction; cytoplasm
Molecular function (GO): protein binding
Source: RefSeq, a predicted model, not a curated record
GUCGGAUCAUCGAGGGAAGCCCUGCGGACCGCUGCGGCCAGCUGAAGGUCGGAGACCGCAUUCUGGCCGUUAACGGAUGCUCCAUCACCACCAAGUCCCACUCGGACAUCGUCAACCUGAUCAGGAGGCCGGAAACACCGCCUCCUCCGCAUCAUUCCCGAAUCGUCCAACCCAUCCUUGCUAACAAUGCGGAAAAGAUUGCGACGAUCACCACCACUCACGCUCCACAGCAGCAGCAGCAGCAGCAGCAGCAACAACAGGAAGGACGGAAUAAUGCAAAACCAAAGCCAGAUGUAUCAUACGAAUAUAAAUCAGCUCAGGAGCCUGAGCUGCUCACAGUGGAGCUGGACAAAGGACCGAAGGGCUUUGGCUUCAGUCUCCGUGGCGGGCGGGAGUACAACAUGGACCUGUACGUGCUGCGGUUGGCGGAGGAUGGCGCGGCCAUCAGGAACGGGAAUAUGAAGGUCGGAGAUGAAAUCCUGGAGAUCAAUGGAGAAACGACCAAGAAUAUGAAGCAUUCUCGCGCUAUAGAGCUGAUUAAAAAUGGUGGUCGAAGAGUCAGCCUAUUUCUCAAACGUGGAAAUGGUUAUGUGCCAGAAUAUGACCCAAACAACGACAGGGGCAGUUCCACAACAAGCUCACAAAAUGUACCGGAAGUGAAACACUUAACGGAAAGGCGACCUCAUCCAUUACUGGAAUCCAGUUACCCACCAGAACUUCACAAAUCAUCACAGCACAUGGAAAGAAGGGUUAAUGACCGAGAGCAAUCAACAGGCAGGAGGGAACACAGCAGACCAACCCAUGAACACCACAACAAGACCUGGAACGACACUUCCAAAAGAAAAGAAAAUGUACCUGGAAGGAGAAGGGACAGAUCACCCGAGAGGAAGGAAAGAAGAGCAGAGAAUGGGUACCACCAAAGACCACCCGACAGCGGUAGGGAUGUAACGAGGAUGACGGACCACAGCCUGGAACAGAAUGGGCGAUCGCUUGGCAGACGCACGGAACCAUCCAUUGACAGGAGGAAGAGGUCACCGGACAGGAGAUGGGAGGACCAACCUGACCGGGGGAGGGACAAUUCACCGGGCCGGAGAAACGAGAAGCCGUCGGAGAGGACGAGGGAGCGAUCGGCACACUGGAAGAAAGAUGCUGGGGCUGAGAGAAGGAGGGAGCGCUCGCCCGAGCGCAGGAGGCACAAGUCCCUCGACCCGAAAAGGGACAGGUCGCCCGAGAGGCGGAGCAAAGCUGAGGAGAGGUCCAAGCGCAGAGACGAGCAUGGCGCGGAGAAAAGUGACUCUUCCAGAGGCCCUAGGCAGUCUCCACAGCCAAGAAGGAAGCCGUUUAGGGAGUACAGCACUGAUCUUAGUAUCUGAAUCAAGAAUUAUGCACUGGACACGUCGGGUUCGCGCCCGAAAGGACCACGUGGGUUCUCUCAAACUAUCCCAAAGGUGAUGAAAGAUCAUCGGCUCGAAAGGAAAAAAAAAAAACAGAGGCCUACUGAUGUGAAAAAAAGAAUAAAGUGGACCCCAAACAAAAAUAACUGUAUAUACGUCAGGAAAAAGUUAACAGGGAAAUGUGCCUGACCCAACACAUGCUAGGUUUGCUCAAAGGAGAAGAGUAUUGGAAUUACACGUCCAAUGUAAGCCUUAACUGUAUUAUUGAUUUUAGAUAACUUGCCAGAUAUUUUGUUAGUUUAAGGGGUGUCUCCAACGUUGUAACGAAACCAGACGACAUUAGCACAAAAUUAUUGCACUUUGUCGAAACAGUUUGCUGUUUUAAUACUGAAUAUUUUUCUAUGAUCACGCAAUGAGUUUGCAAAAAGCGUUCUAAGGCAUCUGAAAGAAAACUGGUGGGUAUGGCAUUGUUUAAACUGGCGAGUAGCCGUGCAGAUAGCACAGUCGGAAGAGCGAAUGUCUAAGCUGGGAGGAAUAUGAUCCACAACGCUGAUAUCGAGGGAUGGAUAUGCUUUCACCAUUCGGAAAAAAAAAAAUGAAAUAAUUUAAAAGAUUACGCAGACUCGAGCAUCGUCUGUCAGCAGGCGGUGCGCUCAAACAAGCGACUUGUAACGUAGGUUUAUUCGAUAGAUUUCUCUGCACCAUUGCUUUGAAGGAAGAAUGUAAGGUCUGCUGUGGUACUGAUGGAGAAUACAGGAAGAAGCUGCCUCACUGAGCCAUGAAAGAUACUCUUCAUUAUAGUCGAACCACUAAAGUAAACUGCAUUCUGUGCUCCAGUGUGUACGUCUGUAUUGUUCACAUUCCCAUCAACCAACACAACAAACAAGCUCUGUCACUGAUAUUUGCCAUGCUCCUGUACAGAAUUGUAUGAUUAACCAUCAUAUGUACAAAGUUUAAAUUGUAAUUAAUAGAGCCUGUUGCAAAAUUAUGCCUUUCCUGUAAAAAGAGUUAAACAAAAAAAACUAACGGCAAAACUAAAUGUGAGGAAUGUGAUCAUGUUUAUAUUUCGGAAAUGGAACAAACUGAUGUAUGGGACAUAUUUUAAUGAUUCAGGUAUAUAAAACUCUUUUCAAAAGGAAUACUAUAUCAGUAAUUAUUAAGUUUUUGUUCGUUUGGGAAUCCUAUUUCUCAAUGGUGAUCUUGCCUGUGUAUUAUAAAACACUUGUAUGCGAUCUGUGUUCUUUCUUGCAAAUGUGCUUUCGACCUGAUGUUCUGCUGUGUAGAUUGAAAGCAGUAAAUGGGCAAGUCUUUUUUUUUAUAUAACCUACUAUGCAUAUAUAAAUACGACAUUGUUCAUAGCUUGACCCGUGUGGCAAUAUACAUAGCAUAAGUGUAGUAAGGUGCAGCAGGUAGUAUUAUUAAUAUAUCCAUGUAGCUUCCACCCAAGAAAGACCACGAUGUAUAUGUAGCUACAAAAGAAGUCUGUGAAUGCUAUUUUUCUUAUCAAAUAAAGUUUUUCCAUGCAAAUUCAA